AUGCCAGACGACACUCCCAUCAUGCACGGCCGAUCUACCGACGCCGCCCUGCAGAGAAGGCUCCAAGCUCUUCCGCCUGAGCUCCUCCUAGUCAUCAUCCACUGGCUCUGCCUAUCACCCACAAUCGACACCCUCUGCCCAAAAUUGAAGGCGGACAACGUCGAGGCGUUCUAUGGUGAACUUUCGGACAGGCGGCGUGACAGACAGUAUGAGGAUCACCACAGGAAGAUAGAAUUCUACUUUCAUCGCCAGGUGGUGCCGACAUAUGAGGUUGAGCUCAACGAUUACAUUCACCUCACGCCCUUCCUCAGUAAACUCUUUCUUCUCAAGCAUGUCAAGACGCUGGCCAUCGGCGAUGAUUCCACUCUUGAUGAAACGUUUCGGGUGGCAUCCCACUACCCCGAUUAUCUGAGAUACGUCCGUCGCUGUAUCUUCAAGACUCCCGAAAUCAAGAAGCGUCUUGAGGCUGCUCUUUUUCAAGAGGUGGAAGACGUAGAGAUUGAGAUUGAGGAUAUCACGGAGAUGAAGCUGCAAUGGGCCUCAACGCUGAGCUCGAAAUACAUCUUUCCCAAGCUGAAAAACCUCAUACUACACCUGUAUUCGGACUUCCCUGUCGGAACGCUCGAUUACAGGGUUUUGGUCAAGACGCUGCGCGUGUGUCAUCUUCAGACACUUGCGAUACAUGGUUUGCCUCCAGAUUCGUGCGCGAGAUUUUCGGCGGAUAUGGGAGAGGAGGGAGCAAAGGUCAUAGAGUUUCAUCCCUGUUAG
Messenger RNA from Cryptococcus wingfieldii CBS 7118, 768 nucleotides. RefSeq lists its product as hypothetical. NCBI's taxonomy places the organism in Eukaryota, Fungi, Basidiomycota, Tremellomycetes, Tremellales, Cryptococcaceae. The record is from RefSeq and is a predicted model, not a curated record. The coding region runs from base 1 to 768 and encodes 255 amino acids. The transcript is spliced from 2 exons.